Molecule: messenger RNA, 687 nt
Organism: Phalaenopsis equestris
Lineage: Eukaryota; Viridiplantae; Streptophyta; Magnoliopsida; Asparagales; Orchidaceae
Product: tubulin-folding cofactor A
Exons: 4
Coding region: 158-496 (112 amino acids)
Biological process (GO): post-chaperonin tubulin folding pathway; tubulin complex assembly
Cellular component (GO): microtubule cytoskeleton; cytosol
Molecular function (GO): beta-tubulin binding
Source: RefSeq, a predicted model, not a curated record
GCGUGGUAUGUGUGUAAACCUUUAUAAUUAUCGACCCCUAUGCAGGCAUUCCGAUCACGAGCUGGUUCGUCGCAGGCAUUCUGUCCGAUCGAUUCCAGCGGUGGUUACUUCCUACGGAGAAGGGGAACAGAGCGGGAAAGUGAGAGAUUGAUUUGUGAUGGCCACUCUUCGACAAUUAAAGGUCAAAACUGGAUCAUGCAAGCGAGUCCUUAAGGAACUUGUUUCAUAUGAAAGAGAAGUAAAGAUGGAGGCUGAAAAGACAGCAAAUAUGAAGGAGAAAGGUGCUGAUCCUUAUGAUCUUAAGCAGCAGGAGAACGUUUUGGCCGAGUCGAGGAUGAUGAUUCCCAAUUGCCGAAAUAGGCUUGAGGUUUUGCUAGCCGAUCUGAAAGCAACACUGGAAGAAGUGAGGGAAUGUGGCCAAGAUGGUCCAGAGAUAACGGAAGCUGAAAGCACUGUUUUGGAAGUUGACACUUUGUUUGUAGCAGCUGAAGAAUGAGAGUUUACCGUUUGGAAUUAUUAAAUAUAGAGAUGCUUCUAUGAUUUCUCUCCUUUUCUUUUUCUUUGAUCAAACAAGCUUGUAUUUGUGUCUGUACACCCGAAGCAUAUUUGCUGUUUUAUACCUUAUUCUCCAGUAGGUAUGCACUCGCCUGCUUUAUUGUGCUUAUGAUGAGAACAUUUAAGACCCUC